AUGUUUGCUCCCAAUGUGAUUGGCACUGCGAACGCCACGGCGGCCGGAUGGGGCAACCUUGGUGGUGGUGUCACGCAAAUUUUCAUGAUGAGUGUACUUUUCAAUCCCAUGGUCGAAUCUGGCAUUCUCCCGGACACUGCUUGGCGAUUGGCCAUGAUCGUCCCAGCGGUGAUGUUCCUGAUCGUCGCUAUCAGUUUGAAGCUCCUUUGCUGGGACACCCCUACAUCCAGGCGCUUCGACGUGUCCGUCACGGGCAAAACCCAGAAACCAUCCAUGAUGGACUAUUGUGAAGUGCUCAAGGACGUUCGUGUGGUCGUGAUGAUUGCCCAGUACUCAGCGUGCUUCGGCGCU
This is a messenger RNA of Symbiodinium pilosum, 351 nucleotides long. The record is from the annotation of a GenBank genome assembly. NCBI's taxonomy places the organism in Eukaryota, Dinophyceae, Suessiales, Symbiodiniaceae.